Messenger RNA from Daucus carota subsp. sativus, 1067 nucleotides. RefSeq lists its product as uncharacterized. Bases 185 to 778 code for a protein of 197 amino acids. The transcript has 5 exons. Gene Ontology annotation, cellular component: nucleus. Gene Ontology annotation, biological process: maturation of SSU-rRNA from tricistronic rRNA transcript (SSU-rRNA, 5.8S rRNA, LSU-rRNA). The record is from RefSeq and is a predicted model, not a curated record. Lineage: Eukaryota; Viridiplantae; Streptophyta; Magnoliopsida; Apiales; Apiaceae.
AUAAAUAAUCAUCAAGUUAAAUAAAAUUUAAAGGCAUCAUUGUCAAAAUCUAUACGCAGCAGAAACCCUUGUAAGGAUUAGGUCGCAGUUUAAGACACAGAGGUGAGAGGUUUGUGCCCCGACUCUCAUCUCACUUGUCAGAACCAAGAUUGUGCUAGACUUGGGUUUUGAAGCUAAACUGGUAAUGGAGCGCCAUCAGUUAUCAGAAGAGGCUUCAUUUAAACUACAAGAAGGGAUACAGUUGUUACUCUCACAAUGGUCUUCUCUUCAAGUUGCUGUCGAAAAUGAGUUUGGUGGUCCAGAUUCUCGCAGGAAAUCCCAACAGUUACCUGUUGAUCUGUUCACAUGGUUCACUCAGUCAAAAGGGCCUAUUUAUAUUGAUGAGUUGGAGAACAUGCUUGAUGACUUUAUGCUUUCUCUUAACACUGAACUCGACGAUGGCAGCAUCGAGGAGAUAUCUGAAAAAUUAAUGAUAAUGCAUGAAGAAUGUUUGGAAGGUAAUUUUAUGUCUAUCGAAAGACUGAAGGACGCUCCUAGAGUUUCUGUUCCACAUAUUAAACAGGAUGCAAGUGAUGAUGAAGAUAGUGACGGGAUAGAUUAUGAUGGGAGCUCCGUGGAGAGACAUACUGAAAUGGGAGUUGAUGUCCCAAAAUCCCAGCCAGAUGGUGUUCAAAAUGAUAUGAUGGUGGUUGAUGAGCCAUUGAUCGGAAAAACGGCUGAAGCAGAAGAUGGAUGGACAGUUGUUCCUUCUAGGCGGAGCAAAGGUAAAAGGAACUGACUAGAGAUUAUGAAGAAACAUCACAAAAAUAUUAUUACUCCCCUUUUCUUGUUGGUGAUUCUUGUUUAUGUGUGAAAAGUUUUUUGUUUUUGCUGGCAUAUUGAAUGAAAUGUAUCCAUAACUGGGCAGUCAAGUUUUGACCGAGACUCGUCUAGGUUAUAUUUAUGAUGCCGAGGAGAAUUCGUUAUUUUAAAUAUACUAGCUUAGGACUGGGUGACUAAUAAUUUUGUUAUUUUAGCAUAUGUAUUGUAAUAUUUAAUAUUAAUAUGAAGAAAAAUGUAUUUGGAUA